Parnassius mnemosyne (clouded apollo) is the source of this 933-nucleotide messenger RNA. NCBI's taxonomy places the organism in Eukaryota, Metazoa, Arthropoda, Insecta, Lepidoptera, Papilionidae. The record is from the annotation of a GenBank genome assembly.
AUGUGGAAUAAUGCAAACAAGGUUCAGAAAGGAGUAGAUUUGUGUUUGGAGUCUCUCACAGAAAACUUCAAUAUCAAUGUUUCAUGUUCAGUUGUUAAACAAAUCACCACUUUGCUACCGCAAAACAAAAUUAAAAUCAAUACAUUGUACAUUCCUUCCAAUAUCGUAUUGUCAGAUAAGGACUUUCAAGUUCCAGGAGAGGUGUCCCUACUACUUGCUGCCAACGUGUUCUUCAAGGUUAUUCAAGAUGGCAAGAUUGAAGGGGGUCCACUGGAUCUAGUGCUGAUCAAUACGAGACUAGUCUACGUUGUGUCAGGUCAUUUCAAUCCAGUUACUUUAGUGCACACUGCCAUCACCAUGCAUUCCAUAUCCAUGUCCAAUGUGUGCAUUGACGAGCUAGUCAAAAAGUUCUGGGAGACCGAGCAGGUUCCUCAGUGUUACAAUGAAUCUUUGCGAGAGCAUGAGAUCAGUGAGGAAGCAUUUAAUAAUACAGUCAAUUUGUGCAAUAAUAGGUUAGAAGUUAGUCUGCCUUUAAAAAUUGACAUUAAUACAAUUUCCCCCACCAACUCAUUUUCAUUAGCUUUACAAAAAUUUUGUAAUCUAGAAAAAAGGUUCAAGAAAGGUCCUCUUUAUUUUCAAAUGCACAAGGCAUUUAUCCAAGAGUACAUAAAGCUAGGUCAUGCCAAGGUCGUUGACCUCCAGUCAGCUGACAUUAAUACAUCUCCUGAAUAUUUUUUGCCACACCAUGCUGUAGUGCUCAAUGACAAGAAAACAAACAAGUUGCGCGUUGUUUUUGAUGGCUCUGCCAACGCAAAAGGCGCUGAAUAUAGUUUGAAUGACAUUUUAUGCAAUGGUUGCGUUGUUCAAAAAUCGCACAGAGUUUUGCAGAAUAUUCUAUGGCGUGAAAGCACACAUGAAGCUUUGCAGUGUUGA